CAUUUGGUGAUUAUAAAACACUCAUGAACUUUUCCAAUAGGAGUAAUGAAGAAAAACCAAAAAGAGAACCAACCGGAGAGACUUUUGAAUCCCGCAACCGUGAUAGAGGCCGUGACGGCCGAGCAAUAGGAAACAAACCAACAGGCCUUAGGGGCCCAAGGAAGAAUUUUGAGGAAAGGAGGGAAGAAGCUGAUAUACCUAAUAACGACAUCAAUCAAAGUUGGGGAGAUGAUUCAAAGGUGGAAGCUGUCGAUGAAAAAAAAGAAGUUGAUGUUGAACCUACUCCAAUCGAAGAAGAACCCAAAGAAUUGACAUUGGACGAAUGGAAGGCUCAGCGUGCUGGUCGUGUCAAGCCCCAAUAUAAUAUUCGAAAAGCAGUCGAAGGCGAGGAUCCAAGCCUCUGA
Molecule: messenger RNA, 404 nt
Organism: Leptinotarsa decemlineata (Colorado potato beetle)
Lineage: Eukaryota; Metazoa; Arthropoda; Insecta; Coleoptera; Chrysomelidae
Product: plasminogen activator inhibitor 1 RNA-binding protein-like
Source: RefSeq, a predicted model, not a curated record